AGCGUGAUAUUGUAUCAUUGGAUCAGCAGUAUCCGUAGUAGAAACAACAUGCAGGGAUUCCUCGCACUCGCCGUAACCAUCGCCGUUGUAGCCGCUGACAGCGGAUACGCUCCCGCCCCUGAAUACCUGUGCAGGGACACCAACACCUCCAUCUACGCUGAGGUGUGCGUCCCCGCCUUCGCCGAGCAGAUCACCCCUGUCACCCUCGCCGUCAAGGAGGUCGUUGACAACGACUACUGCUUCGACAGGGUCCUCACCGUGUGCGAGGAGACCAGCAGCUUUGUCGACAGAGAGAUCUGCACCUACGAGUAUGCCAGGGAGGAUGUCGUCGCUGACUGCACCACCACCCAGGUCACCUACGCCGAGAAGUCUGAGACCAUGAAGGUUACAACCUGCUCUGCCUCUGGAUACGGAACCCCAGGAUACGGAGCCGGAGAACAUCAAUACUGCAGAGAGGAAUACCAAACCCAGGCAUACCGUGUUCCCCUCGUCACUGAGCCCAAGCUCGAAUCCUGCAAGCUCGCCUACCCCGCCCCCAGCAAGGUCUGUGUCACCAAGACCCUCGAGAUCGUUGAGGUCAAGUGCGAGGACAAGGUUGAGAGGGAGUGCUUCAACGUUGCCAAGUUCCAGGAUGCCACCAACACUGUUGACCAGAAGGAGAUCAUCAUUGGAGAACCAUCUUGCGAGCAGCUUACCCUCACUCUACCCACCCAGGCCUGCUCCAAGAACCACCCUAAACCCUACCAUGGUUAAACAAGAGGAGCAGGAGGAGGAGUUUAUACAACUCAGUCAGCUCAAUUCAUCCAUGCUGUGAAAUUUAUUUAUUUAUUUAAAAAGAAAUAAACUAUUUGAUCAAUUUA
This is a messenger RNA of Eurytemora carolleeae, 860 nucleotides long. RefSeq lists its product as uncharacterized. Lineage: Eukaryota; Metazoa; Arthropoda; Copepoda; Calanoida; Temoridae. Bases 49 to 753 code for a protein of 234 amino acids. The record is from RefSeq and is a predicted model, not a curated record. The transcript has 2 exons.